Molecule: messenger RNA, 1340 nt
Organism: Sipha flava (yellow sugarcane aphid)
Lineage: Eukaryota; Metazoa; Arthropoda; Insecta; Hemiptera; Aphididae
Product: pre-mRNA-splicing factor RBM22
Exons: 7
Coding region: 100-1245 (381 amino acids)
Cellular component (GO): U2-type catalytic step 2 spliceosome; U2-type catalytic step 1 spliceosome; Prp19 complex
Molecular function (GO): metal ion binding; U6 snRNA binding; pre-mRNA binding
Source: RefSeq, a predicted model, not a curated record
ACUGAGUUCUGUACAAUUGAUAUCGGUACACUCUGUAGUGAACACUUUUAGUUUCGACUUUUUCCGUGUUCAUAGAGCUUUUCAAUUGUCAUUUCAAUUAUGUCGUUGUCGAAAACGACCAACACUUACAAUCGACAGAAUUGGGAGGAUUCCGACUUUCCAAUUGUCUGCGAAACAUGUUUAGGAGACAGUCCUUAUUUGCGAAUGGCCAAAGAGAAAUAUGGUAAAGAGUGUGAAGUGUGUGCUAGACCAUUUACAGUUUUUCGUUGGUGUCCUGGUGCAAGAAUGCGUUUUAAGAAAACUGAAAUCUGUCAAACUUGUGCACGUCUUAGAAAUGCUUGCCAGACAUGUUUGUUGGAUCUGGAAUAUGGAUUACCUUUACAAGUUCGUGACGCUGCAUUGAAAAUUAAAGAACAAAUUCCUAAGUCUGAUGUUAACAAAGAAUAUUUUGUACAAAAUAUGGAUUCUGAGUUAGCUAAAAUGGACGAAGCUGGUGGUAAAUGUCAAAAUGCUAGUGAUGUGCUAGCUAAAAUGGCUCGUAAAGCUCCUUAUUAUGAACGUAACAGACCUCACAUUUGCUCUUUCUGGGUAAAAGGUGAAUGUAGACGAGGUGAAGAAUGUCCAUAUCGGCACGAAAGGCCUACGGAUCCAGAAGAUCCACUAUCAAAUCAGAAUUUCAAAGAUAGGUAUUAUGGUGUGAAUGAUCCUGUGGCUGAGAAAAUGAUGAACAGAGCUAGUGAAAUGCCAAAACUUGAGAAGCCUGAGGACCAGACAAUCACUACCCUUUAUGUGGGCAACUUGAACGAUAUAACUACUGAGAAAGAUUUAAGGGAUGUAUUUUAUCAGUAUGGAGAAAUACGCAAUAUUACUCAUGUAGCUCAUCAAAACUGUGCAUUCAUCCAGUAUACAACCAGAGCUGCAGCAGAAAUAGCUGCCGAGAGUACUUACGGACGGUUAACAUUAGGUGGACAAAAGUUGAAUGUACGAUGGGGUCAUGCUCAAGCACGUAAAGAUAAGGAAACAACUAGUUUAGCUGCAAUGAAAGAGAUUAAAAUGAAACCUACACCAGGAUUGCCAGCUCCAUUACCUCCAUUACCAACUGAAUUACAAAAUAAUUUUUUCAACAUAGCUCCACAAUCCGUGCCCGUUGUUGCUACACCUUACAUACCAGUUAUGCCAACAAUCCCUCAUCCAAGUAUGCCGUACAUUUCAACACCUCUUUAUCCACCUGGUACAAGCAAAUAGAAUAUGCAGAUGCAUUUCAUUUUGCAGUUUUCCACUGAUUUUUUAAACGUAAUGUACUGUUUAGUAAAUAAAGAAUUUCAGUUAUUACAUAAGUA